Phacochoerus africanus (Common warthog) is the source of this 939-nucleotide messenger RNA. RefSeq names its product olfactory receptor 10J1-like. Lineage: Eukaryota; Metazoa; Chordata; Mammalia; Artiodactyla; Suidae. Gene Ontology annotation, molecular function: G protein-coupled receptor activity; olfactory receptor activity. Bases 1 to 939 code for a protein of 312 amino acids. Gene Ontology annotation, biological process: G protein-coupled receptor signaling pathway. The record is from RefSeq and is a predicted model, not a curated record. The transcript has a single exon. Gene Ontology annotation, cellular component: membrane.
AUGAGGACAGCCAACCACACAGAAGUAAGACAGUUUACUUUCCAAGGUUUCUCCAACUUCCAAGAGCAUCAGCUCACACUCUUUGUGGUGUUCCUUGCCCUGUACACUCUAACCCUGGCUGGCAAUGUCAUCAUUGUGACUGUUAGCCACUUUGACCAUCACCUCCACACCCCCAUGUACUUCUUUCUAAGUGUCCUCUCUACAUCAGAGACUUUCUACUCCCUGGUCAUCAUCCCACGCAUGCUUGCCAGUCUUGUAGGCCUGAGCCAAUCCAUUUCCCUGGAGGGCUGUGGGACUCAGCUUUUUUUCUUCCUUGGCUUUGCCAUCACCAACUGCCUCCUGUUGGCAGUCAUGGGGUAUGAUCGCUAUGUGGCCAUCUGCAACCCACUUCGUUACUCCGUCACCAUGAACUGGAGGGUCUGUGUCACGCUGGCAUCCUCGGUCUGUGCCACAGGGUUCUCUCUCUCGCUGGUUCAGGCUGUGGCCAUUUUCAGACUGCCCUUCUGUAGGACAUGGAUUGAGCAUUUCUUCUGUGAUGUUCGUCCUGUGUUAGACUUGGCCUGUGCUACCCCCGUCAUCAAUGACAUCCUGACCUUAAUUAUCAGCCUCUUGGCCAUCACAGCCCCUGCCACCUUCCUCUUCAUCUCCUACGUCCUCAUCAUCUCCACCAUCCUCAAGAUCGCCUCGGCCGAGGGCCGGAAGAAGGCCUUUGCCACCUGCGCCUCCCACCUCACUGUGGUCGUUGUCCACUACGGCUGUGCCUCCAUUGCCUACUUCAAGCCCAAGUCAGAGGACACCCAGGAUCAGGACCAGCUGAUCUCAGUGGCCUACACUGUCAUCACACCUUUACUAAACCCUGUUGUGUAUAGUCUAAGAAACAAAGACGUCCAGGAUGCUCUGCGGAGAAUGGUGGGUAGGAAAUCUCUUUUCCUCAGGUGA